Molecule: messenger RNA, 981 nt
Organism: Oryzias latipes (Japanese medaka)
Lineage: Eukaryota; Metazoa; Chordata; Actinopteri; Beloniformes; Adrianichthyidae
Source: RefSeq, a predicted model, not a curated record
UUUCAUGAAAGCUUGGUUAAAAGACCCUCCUGGGCCUCCGUAGUUACAGCUUUCAGCUCAGCAAAUGAGCAAAGAAUUACAUUCAUUAAAAGAAGGAUAGGCUCCAGCAACCCCCAGGUUCAGAAAAUAAAAGGAUCAACAAAAGCCAAAAGCUAAUGAUUAGCUAUUAGCUUUGAAAGAGGAGGAACCAGAGAGUGACGUCAGUCUCCACGGCAACCGCAGUGUGAUUUGGUGACAUUGAGCAGCGGCCAUGGAGAACCGGAAAGUUCAGACCAGCGACUUUUACCGGACGGAUCCGGACCUGCCACGGAGGUUCAACGACCCCGACUGUUUCCAUGGUUACGGCUGUGAGGAUGGAGAGAAAGACGAGAAAAAAGAAAAAGAAUCAGGACAGAAGGAGGAAAGAAACAGGCUGGUCUGAUGGUGGAGAUUCAGGGCAAAGCCAGUUCAGACCAAGAUUUAGUGGAGAAGAACACAGAAGAGGUGAAGGAGACAGACGUGAGGUUGGUGAUGCAUCUGAUAGAAAAGAGAGCAGAGAUGACUUCAGAGUGAAGCCGACUCAUCCGUUAUACCGAACAUCCAACCAAACCUACGGCAGCAACAAACCAACAGUGCAUGAAAUGCCGAUGCAGUACAGGGGGAAAUGUCAUCAGUUUUCAGAGGCCAUGUUGCAUCAUGGGAUGUAUCGCGAUAACUCGUUCAAUACUAACACCGCGAGGAGCAGAGUGACGGUCACCACGGAGACCCAACACAGGAGGGCCGACAUCCAUUAUCUCUGUCAGCGUGGAAAAGAAAGUAGUCAUGAAAGCAGCAGCAAACAAACACAUGUGAGCAGUGAUGGUUGAUGUUGUUCUAGAGCAGCGGUGGGCAAACGUUUGGACCUCACAUGGUUCUAUCACCUCAAUAACUUUCUACAGCUAAGCAAGAGGAAGCAGGAAUCCAUUUGAGCCGUAAAAAAUAAAAAGCAUUGAAUGAAAGAAA